This is a messenger RNA of Closterium sp. Naga37s-1, 372 nucleotides long. NCBI's taxonomy places the organism in Eukaryota, Viridiplantae, Streptophyta, Zygnematophyceae, Desmidiales, Closteriaceae. The record is from the annotation of a GenBank genome assembly.
AUGCCCUACCAGGAAGGUUCCUAUUUCCCCUCACCACCUUCCUCCUCUGGCAAAUUUGUUUGCCUUCGCCCCGCCAUCUGCCACCCACCUUUCACGGGGAAGUGUGACGGUGACGGGAGGGAGGAGCUGGGCGAUCAAAGGCAGCACACCGAUGUUAAAACCUUGGAAGCUGAGCAUGCGGUUUCAUUUUCUUCUUCUUCUGUUGCUGUUGCUUCCUCUGCUGUUGGAGGCAGUGCUGGCAGCAGCAUGGGUGGAGGAGCAGCAGCAGGAAGGGGCGGAACGGGGGGAGUUGGAACAGGUGGGAGUGGCACAGCAGCAAGAGGGCGUGGGUCCCAGCUGUUCCCAUGGUUGGGAAAUUCCUUGUUCCUGUGA